AUGCUGAAGAUGAUGGACCAAGCCUUCGUGCCGUUGGCGACAUCUUCCGGCGAAGGCUUGAUCUCGUUUCCUUGGUCGUCCUUCUUCUUGGCGGGCGCCUCGAGGACAAGCGGCGUCGUCGUGCUCUCGCAGCUUGUGCGCCCGGAGUUCAAGAGUAUCGCCCGCCGUGACGUGGUCGUGUGGAAGCGGGCGCGCCUCGAGUACAAGACCUCCAUGCAGCGCAAGUGUCAACGAACCAACCGGUGCUACGCAGCGACGUGUGCUCCGGUCCGUGACUCAUUCGCUCCCAUGGGGUAUUUCGAGUUCCUGAUGAAGACCUCGUGGGACCGUAGGGGCGACUACAGCCUGCUGAACGUGCCCGAAGACAAGCUUUGGGAAGAGAUCAACGGCAUCAUCGACAAAUGA
Messenger RNA from Saprolegnia diclina VS20, 405 nucleotides. RefSeq lists its product as hypothetical. Bases 1 to 405 code for a protein of 134 amino acids. NCBI's taxonomy places the organism in Eukaryota, Oomycota, Saprolegniomycetes, Saprolegniales, Saprolegniaceae. The record is from RefSeq and is a predicted model, not a curated record. The transcript is spliced from 2 exons.